Molecule: messenger RNA, 613 nt
Organism: Rattus rattus (black rat)
Lineage: Eukaryota; Metazoa; Chordata; Mammalia; Rodentia; Muridae
Product: elongin-B-like
Exons: 3
Coding region: 1-546 (181 amino acids)
Biological process (GO): transcription elongation by RNA polymerase II
Cellular component (GO): VCB complex; elongin complex
Molecular function (GO): protein binding
Source: RefSeq, a predicted model, not a curated record
AUGGCGGCCAACAGAGAGAGCUUGGAGGCUGCACCCUCUGCAAAGCGCGGGGAGCUGAGAGUCGCAGCUCCCUGGCUGUCCACAUGUCUGUGGAAAGAGGCGGGGGGAGGGGCGCGGGGCCGGAGGCGGCGGGGGCUCCGGGGCCACGCCGGGGGCCGCAGGCUAACGCUGACGCGGGCUCGCGGUCCUCAGGACGUGUUUCUCACGAUCCGGCGCCACAAGACCACCAUCUUUACGGACGCCAAGGAGUCGAGCACCGUGUUCGAACUGAAGCGCAUCGUUGAGGGCAUCCUCAAGCAGCCGCCAGAGGAGCAGCGGCUGUACAAGGACGACCAGCUCCUCGAUGAUGGAAAAACUCUGGGCGAAUGUGGCUUCACCAGUCAGACAGCAAGGCCACAGGCCCCAGCCACAGUGGGCCUGGCCUUUCGAGCAGAUGACACCUUUGAAGCGCUGCGUAUUGACCCCUUCUCCAGCCCUCUGGAGCUUCCAGAUGUGAUGAAGCCACAGGAUUCUGGAGGCAGUGCCAAUGAACAAGCUGUGCAGUGAGGUCCCCACGCCUACCCCCUAGAAACCCAUUCCCCCAAUAAAAAAAAGAUUUGGCUGUCAAAAAAAA